This is a messenger RNA of Lachancea sp. 'fantastica', 1779 nucleotides long. The record is from the annotation of a GenBank genome assembly. Lineage: Eukaryota; Fungi; Ascomycota; Saccharomycetes; Saccharomycetales; Saccharomycetaceae.
AUGCCAGAGGACGGUGAACGCUCUGUCUUGAACCGGAAAAAGUCUCAAAAUGUUCACUAUAUGUCGAUACCCAUAAACAGGGGCUCCGAAGGCGAAAUCUACGAUGAGCUCCACCAGCAAGACGGUUCCCAUCGGAGAAACCUUUUUGAUCAGCCGAUAGGCUCCUUCAAAGGUGUCAACUCUCUGGGUAGGUUUGCAUCCUCAUUAAGAAGAGCCAAUUCGUUCAUGAACAUUGACGUGGGGCCUGAUAAGGAGCGUACCUACCUCAAAGAUGGUCAAGAUGCGCUAUUCGAUCCAUACACUUUAGCCCCUUCCGCAGAUGGAAGGCGGCUGUCACACGCAGUCGCUGGACGAGGUGGCCUGUCCCUUAGACCUUCCAUGAGUGAAUUAUAUGAUGAUGGUGCUCUGUUUGAUGAACAAGAUAGCAUCACAGUACCUGGAACCAUCUUUCCUCAAGAUGAGAUAGCGUCGAGAAGACCAACUUUGAGCUUCCAAGACUUAGAUGGAAAUAUAGAUCCUGAUGCUCACUCAAUUAUCUUGAAGAAAGUGGAAAAUAAAGAUGGCAAGAUCGUGACACUUCUAGCGGGGCAAUCCACUGCUCCUCAAACUGUUUUCAAUUCUGUCAAUAUUUUGAUAGGUAUAGGCCUUUUUGCGUUACCUCUCGGUCUCAGGUAUGCGGGUCUCAUCGUCGGAAUCCCCAUGCUUGCCAUCUUCGCCUUUACCGCUUUUUACACUGCUGAGCUGAUUUCGCGUUGCCAGGAUGAAGAUCCGACAAUGAUUUCCUACGGUGACCUCGGUUAUGCAGCUUUUGGCUCCAAAGGCAGGGCCUUCAUUUCUUUCUUGUUCACAAUUGAUCUUUUAUCGUCCGGCGUGGCCUUGAUGAUUAUCUUCGGAGACUCUCUCAAUGUCUUAUUCCCAAAAUAUUCUGUCACUUUCUUUAAGCUGGUUGCAUUUUUUGCCAUUUUGCCGCAGACAUUGGCACCACUGAACGUUCUUUCAACUUUCUCGCUACUCGGAAUAGUUUCCACCCUCGGAACUGUUUUUUGCAUCGCUUUCUGUGGCCUCUACAAAACAUCAUCUCCUGGUUCAUUGGUGGAUAUAAUGUCUCCGCCAUUGUGGCCGCAGAACAUGACCAAUUUCGGGCUAGCAGUUGGCAUUUUAAGCGCUUGCUGGGGUGGGCACGCUGUCUUUCCAAAUCUGAAAAGCGACAUGAGACAUCCUGCAAAAUACAGGAAUUGUUUAAAAACGACAUUUGCGAUUACUGCUUCGGCAGACAUCUCAACCGCGGUUCUCGGCAUAUUGAUGUUCGGUGUGAGCGUUAAGGACGAAGUCACUAAAAGUUUGCAAUUAACACCAGGAUAUCCACGUUUCAUUUACGUCUUAAUAUCCGCUCUGAUGACACUCAUUCCGAUUGCGAAAACUGCGCUCACGACCCGACCAAUCAAUGCUGUGCUAGAUGUCACGAUGGGUAUCACAACUUCGCAGCCGGGGAGUGACGGAUCCCUUCCCCGGUCGAAACGUAUCAUUUCUUCAUUCAACGGGCUAUUGAUUAACGCCAUCAUCAUUGGAAUCAGUAUUCUAUUUCCCGAAUUCGAUAAGUUCAUUGCUUUUGUGGGAGCGGGACUCUGCUUUACCAUCUGUGGCCUCUUGCCAUGCAUUUUUUACAUGACCAUCUGCUCCGAGACCAUAACGAGUUGGGAAAAAAUCGUAUGCACAAUCAUCAUUCUCUUCAGCGUCGUGCUAUCUAUCUUCGGAGUAGGUGCAGCCAUUAUUGCGUGA